Prorocentrum cordatum is the source of this 407-nucleotide messenger RNA. Lineage: Eukaryota; Dinophyceae; Prorocentrales; Prorocentraceae. The record is from the annotation of a GenBank genome assembly.
GCGCUACGUGACUCCGACGCCCGAGUUGAUGCCCAGAACAGCGGCGUGGGGUCGAUGCCCGCAGACAGCCCUGUGUUUGACAAGUCUGGACCCUUCGGCCCUCUUGCGCCGGGGAUCUCGUCUAUUCGGGCGCAGCGCAUCUCAGGUCGCUCCAAGAUGUGCAUGUCGCUGCUCGUCGAUAGCAUGCUGUGCGGCGCGAUUCUGAGGGGCGAAGCCUGCAAGGACAACGCGCGCGCGUUCGCCGAUGCCCCGACGCAAUCCGUGCGGCGCGACCUGCACAUGUCCGUGGCCACGGCGUGCCACGACACUUGUACUUGCGAGCUGCUCACUCCGGUGAGGCAGGUGACCUUCUUGGCGCAUAUCGGCAACGGCCAGGUGCAGACCGACUACGCGGACAAGUGCGCCGA